CGCUGGACGCCGCUGCGCUUGGAUCUGGCAAUGAACAGCGAGAGAAGCCUUUGCACUUUGGUGGAUCUGCCUUCGGAGGGAGAAAGCUCAGACAGUGUGAAAAUAUUAAGGCUGACCCUCCAGCAUGACCUUCCUGGGACAGAUGAGCAAGCAAAGCCAAAGCCUGUAGGAAGAGCUUUCGCCAUGGUGGCCAACCGGCCAACAAGAAGCCACACGCUGGCCUCCGAAUGCAUCAAGUCCAGCGAUGGCGAUGAGGAGAUCAUCAAGGUGUACCUCAAAGCCCGAGCCGAGGAUGGGACCAAGCACGAAAAGAGCCUCCAUCCAUUGAAAAGUGACAGCAAUCAUCUUCAAGAGCUGGAGAAACCGAACGGGAUCCGUCUUCACAGAACUACCUCAUAUCGUAGCAUGUCUGUAAGCCAGGACGAACCCACGUAUCCUGGAGAAGACAUCUCCGUCAUGCGCGAAACGACCAAGAGGCUCUUCUCAAAACUGCAGGAGGCCGAGAAGCGGCAUCAGUCAGACAGGGCUGCGUACGAGACGUCCAUCUCUCACUACCGGAGGGAAGCGGAGCAGUCUGGCGCUGCUCUCAGGAAGGCAGGGCUGGAGCUGGAAGAAAAAGACUUGAAGCUGGAAGAACUGCAGAGGCUACUAACAGGGAUGGAGAAGGAGCACCAGGUUCUGCUGCAGAAGAUGAAAGACGGUGAAUCGGAGCUGGAGCAGUUGAGGAGCCUUGAGAGAGACAAGCUGGUGGAACAGGAAAGGUCGGCCAAACUGGAGAAGGAGGUUGCCACCUUGCGGGAGAAGAUCCACCACCUCGACGACAUGCUCAAAAGCCAGCAACGUAAAGUCCGGCAGAUGAUCGAACAGCUUCAGAACUCCAAAACCGUGAUCCAGUCCAAAGAUGCAAUAAUCCAGGAACUCAAAGAGCGAGUGGCUUACCUGGAGGCUGAGAACCUGGAGAUGCACGACCGCAUGGAGCACCUCAUUGAGAAGCAAGCCAACCCUGGGGGCCCCAGCGCCAGGUCCCGCUCGAAAUCGGAGUAUGUCAGCAGCAAAAGGCUCACUAAGCCUGCGGGCCCCAAACCUUUGCCUCUCAUCCGAGUGGUCGAAACAUGAAUCUCGAACUCGACUUCGCCGUCCUUUCCCUCCAAAAUGCCAUAAGAUAAAGGAACCCACUACAAGCUUGCGGGACUCUAGGCCAUCGCCAGCUGCUUUGCCCUGCUGUUCCUCAAUGGGAAAAACACCGGCAUCGAAGGCUGCCCGAAUGUGGAAGAAGCACCUUUCCCCACCUGGCGCCAUGUAUAUCAGGAUGAGAUGUAGAAACGUACAAGAGACAGUGGCGCAUUAAAGGCGACAAGAAGAAACCUCCCUCGAUGGAUCUCUUCCAAUAGUUCUGUGUAGCUGGUUGUUUUGGGGAGGCAGUCCUUUGAAAUUCUCCCUUAGGUCCUGUUCUAUAUCUCUCUUUUAUUUGCCCUGUUCAGUUCUUUCUGUCUCCUUGGCAAAUAAAGUCAGAUAGAAGCAUGUCUGGGUUUGAUCAGCACUGAGAUAGGAGAAUGUAUAGUUCGAUCGACACGUAAUCCGUUACUGCUGCUGAGGUUGUCCUUCAGAUUAGUCAGAAUAACAUUUGCUAUUAGAGCUAUUAGUUACUAACUGAAGAGACCCUUUUGGGUUUCACAAGAGGAAGAAGAGAAGGGAGGAAUCUGCAACAUCUUGCUGCCUCCGCCUUUCAAUUAUACCAUUUUCUCCUUAUGAAUGUCGGCCGAAGUGAAAACCUGGGUUAGUUCCACCAGCCUUGGAGAACCAAAGCCCAGUCCGCUUUGUUGGAUGGUCGCGUCGUACUGUGAUAUAGGGAACUGUUUCGUGUCAUGUAACAGCAGCGUAGAGUGUGUUUGUGUACAUAUAUAUAUAUUAUAUAUAAAUAAAUAAAUGCCAAGUUGUGUGUAAAAGUG
Molecule: messenger RNA, 1949 nt
Organism: Sceloporus undulatus (fence lizard)
Lineage: Eukaryota; Metazoa; Chordata; Lepidosauria; Squamata; Phrynosomatidae
Gene: TUFT1
Product: tuftelin 1
Exons: 12
Coding region: 31-1116 (361 amino acids)
Biological process (GO): intracellular signal transduction
Cellular component (GO): intracellular anatomical structure; I band
Source: RefSeq, a predicted model, not a curated record